AUGUCCUUGCCUCGUCCUAAAAAACCGAAGGAGGUUGCUGUAGAUUGGACAAAGGCCGCCACUCUAAGGCCGAACCGGAAACCACCAGCAACAGUUAGGCGACUUAGUGUAAUUUCAAUGUCGUCAAGAGUGGCUAUGGCGCCGUUUCAAGGGACGGCGCCUUCGUCAGGACGUCAGGCAAAGAAGGUGAAUGUACCUGUGGUGCCGAACAUGUCCGUGGUUGACAGAAGUAAAUAUGACGAUGUGAACCGCAAUGUUCGCAGCAAUCUCAGCUGCCGAUCUAUGGCCUCGCCGUCACGAAUGAGUGACGAUCGCAGUAGUGACUCGCAAAACUGUAACCGAGGUUGCCGUCCAACUGUUUUUGGUACGCACUCUUCGUCAUCGUUUUCAAAUUAUGGCACGGACGUUGGACAAUUGCUUGGAGCCCGAAAUACUGAGCUCGAGCGUUCGUGCCAAGCCGACGGCGGCGUCGGCAGCGGCGGCGGCAUAGCGUUUGACGCCGGACGACGUUGGCAUGCUCGUCGCGAAGGUGUCGCCAUCGCUCAUCCCUACAACGAUGUCCUUCACUUGACUGACUGA
Molecule: messenger RNA, 579 nt
Organism: Haemonchus placei
Lineage: Eukaryota; Metazoa; Nematoda; Chromadorea; Rhabditida; Trichostrongylidae
Source: the annotation of a GenBank genome assembly